AUGGCUUGCAAGGAUUCUUUCAAGGCCACACAGAAGAAGGAGAGUUCCAAUACCCCAGGUUACCACAAUGAGAAAGGUUUGGUGGCAUGUUUGUGUGUGCACAACAUCCCACUAUUGAUUUGCAACAUUACCACUCCUGGUGAGUGGCAGAUGUAUGCCAUUGCCCUCAUUUGCCAACUAAGGGAAGAGUUGCCUUCCCACGCCACUCUUGGGGUGCUCUACAACAUUGGCUGUGUUCUGAAUCACAGCUGUGCCCUGUAUGGGUAUCUAGGUCCUCUCUGGUCCUGUGUUGUCAUGGCCAUAAGCAUACUACAUUUCUACAGACACCAGUGGGCAUAUCAGCAGGCAUACAGCCCUUGCCAUCAGGCUGGUUUCAGCUUGGCCAAUGGUGAGCAAAUGUCU
Messenger RNA from Dacryopinax primogenitus, 402 nucleotides. RefSeq lists its product as uncharacterized. The record is from RefSeq and is a predicted model, not a curated record. NCBI's taxonomy places the organism in Eukaryota, Fungi, Basidiomycota, Dacrymycetes, Dacrymycetales, Dacrymycetaceae. The annotation marks the transcript as partial. The transcript has 2 exons.